Messenger RNA from Manihot esculenta (cassava), 2596 nucleotides. RefSeq names its product probable protein phosphatase 2C 75. The record is from RefSeq and is a predicted model, not a curated record. Gene Ontology annotation, molecular function: protein serine/threonine phosphatase activity; cation binding. The transcript is spliced from 4 exons. NCBI's taxonomy places the organism in Eukaryota, Viridiplantae, Streptophyta, Magnoliopsida, Malpighiales, Euphorbiaceae. Gene Ontology annotation, cellular component: cytosol; nucleus. Gene Ontology annotation, biological process: protein dephosphorylation. The coding region runs from base 362 to 1636 and encodes 424 amino acids.
ACGAGGUUUUACGGGAGAUGAAUAGUCUGGCAGGACACGCGGCUUAACUUGAGGAAGUAGUCGUCGGAGACGGGCAGAAAGGGCACGCUGCCCCUUGGAGCUGGCUUGCCCAGGAGGCUUACACGAGAUAUAGAGAAAAACACAACACGUUGCUUUUCUCUCUUACGUCUCUCUGAAGGAGAAAUCAGAAACAAGAAAAACACUCUCUUUAAAUUCUUUUUCCAUUUCCAUUUCGCCUUUCUCUCUCUUCUCUCUCUUCGUUUAUCUUAGGGUCUGUUUUUAUCCCGUCAUACAAAUUGUCGAUAAUGAUUGCCCAUGGCGACAUGACGUCGGCUAAGGUUUCCUUCUCUAACCUUUGUCAAUGACGGAGGUGCAUCGAAGAAUGCUGAGCGACGAGAACGAAGAUUCGCCGGCAAAAUGCAGGGAACGUCGUCGUAGGAGAAUCGAGAUGAGGAGGCUGGCCUCAGUACCGGGCGCUGGUACGCCUCCUCCGGAGAGUGAGAGUCAUGCGGAGAGCUCAAGCUGUUUUGCCAACGGAAAGCGAAUUCGGAAGUCAGAGACGGGAGAUUUCCCGGGGGCGUCUUCGCUGGUUUCGUCCGGUGAUGACGUGGAGACCGAGGCGGUCCAGCCACCAAGCGGGUUUCCUCUGGUUGAGCCGACGUUUGGGACUAUGUCAGUGGCGGGGAGGUUACGUGAGAUGGAGGACGCAAUAACUGUAUGCACCAACCUUUGCAGGCCGGAGAUAAACGAAAGGAGGCCGGUACAUUUCUUCGCUGUGUAUGACGGCCAUGGAGGGUCUCACGUGGCAGAACUAUGUAGGGAGAGGAUGCACGUGAUCUUGGAGGGAGAAUUGAUGCGCGUGGACCACACUGACAGUAGUGAGAAUGGGAACGGUAGCAGCAGUGGCAUCUCAGAGAAACGUCAACUCCAAAGACAAGGAGGAGAUGAAGUGGAGAAAUGGAGGACAGUGUUGAAGAGGAGCUUCGAGAAGAUGGACGAGGCUGCAUUAAACACGUGCGCGUGUGGUUGUGUAGGGUUCGAGUGUACUUGCCAUCCCAUGGACAUGGAGGUGGCGCUUGGAGGGUCCACUGCAGUCUUAGCGCUCUUGACUCAAGAGCACAUUGUUGUUGCCAAUUGCGGUGACUCACGCGCCGUCCUCUGCCGAGGCGGGAGGGCUAUUCCACUCAGUUUUGAUCAGAAGCCAGAUAGACCAGAUGAACUUGCAAGGAUUGAAGCUGCUGGGGGCCAUGUCAUUUUUGUGAAUGGUGCUCGAGUUGAAGGCAUUCUUGCUAUGUCCAGAGCAAUAGGGGACAGGUUUUUAAAGCCAAUUGUGAUAUCAGAGCCCGAGAUUACCUUCACAAAAAGAGAUCAAGAAGAUGAGUGCUUAAUUCUCGCUAGUGAUGGCCUGUGGGACGUCCUGUCGAGUGAGUUGGCUUGUGAGGUAGCUUGUGAGUGCCUGCGAGAAGGAAAUCCUUCUAGUGUUGUGAAUGCCAGGUCUCGCAUGGAAGAUGAAGGGACUGGGACAUUAUAUCCAUCUCGAAGCAUAUUGGCUGCAGCACUUCUCACUCGCCUCGCUUUGGGACGGAGAAGCUCUGAUAACAUUAGUGUAAUUGUUGUUGAUCUUAAGAGGAGCUGAGGAUGAGAUAAGUGCCAUUCAAUGUCAAUAUCAACUUUGUACAGUUCUCCUGAGGGAAUCUGCAAGCAUAGAUAGGUUUUAAUUGGGGAAUAAAAAAUCUUUUUAUAGAUUGAAUGCGUUAAAUUGACUCUGGUUCUCUUUUUAACUAUGGUAGCCUAUGAUCAAUAAGAUUUGGUGUGACAUGUGAAAUAUUUUUGCUGUCUUCUUCAUUCACAGGUGAGAGUGUGUGUGGCAUGAAACGCAACUUCUCACCCUUUUGCAGUAAAAUAUUUUGGGUAUCCCGAGGUCCUGGUGGGAUCAAACAACUGAAUACUGGGAAUUGGAAUCUCACGUUGUUGGUCUUGAAUGUUUGGAUCGGAGAUGCUCCUCUGUCUUGGUCAAUUGCCAAGAGCGAGGCCGACCGCUCAUUCCACUAUGGUCACUGGGAACCACAACAUACUCGGCGAAUGCUUGCAGGGUGUUGCUGCAGUACUUGCCAACCAACGUCUUCCUCUGGCAAGUAACUUGUGUAUUCUUCUAGAGGUGACACCAUUUGCUGUAAAUUCGGGGUAGCAACAAUACAGAGAAUCCAAGAAAUUCGAGGUUCCAGUCCCACCAGGUUCCACCUUGAUUAAAACAGCAAUCUACCACAGCGACCCCUUACGUAGUUUUCCAUGAUACUGCUUUGUUCAAGAACUGUUAAUAGGGAAAAACCUUCAUAACCCGUUCAAGGAGACUGGCUCCUGGAGGAGACGGCCGCAGUACUUGCCCAAUUGGCGCUACGCCUGCACCAAUAGAAAGGUAAGUUCUACGCUCUUUUUUUCUCUAAAAAAAAAAGAAGGAAAAUUCCUAACAGCUCGUUUUUCUUAAUUGGCUAUUUCUAUUACGAUUUACGAGUGUGCAAGGAUUCUUUUUUCGAACCAAAAUGACAAAAAAAAAAAAAACACUACCUUAUUGUUUACAUCGAAUAAGAUCUGAAUA